UAUCGAACCCAACCCAUUCAAGAUGGCGACCUACAGUUGAUCAUAAUGAAAAGGCACACAAAUAUAGGUUAAGACUGUUAUUCGUCUUAAAGUCGAGCGACAUUACAGAUUCCGUUGAUGAGAUUGUAACUUAGAAGUGUUACAAUGGAGCCUAGCGAAGAAAAUGUGCAAAUGCUCAUAAAUAUGGGUUUUGGAGACCUUACAGAUAUCAAGAAAGCACUCCGCCUUGCACAGAACGACGUGAACGAGGCAGUGGCGAUUCUCACGCAGGAACAACCGGGUCUGAGUUAUGAAACAGUGGAGGAGGAAACGAAGGAAGCACCGCCACCGGGAACUCUCCGGCGGACAUUUGGACCGCAAAACCGUCUCGCACCCGACCCGCCCCCUCCUUCCUAUGACGAAGCUGUUGAACCAGUGGAGGAUGAAGAUCCUAGCUCCAGCAGCGUGGAAGCAAGAGAGGAGGAGAGUGUGGAAGUUUCCAAGGAGUUCCCUCAAGGAAAUCUUUACGAGCUGGAGGGCAGAGUUUUCACUGACCAGUGGUCAAUACCUUACAAGAAAGAGGAAUCGCUGGGGAAAUGUUUGGUCGCUGCCACCAGAUUAGCCAGUGAAGGUUUGCUGGAGAAUGAUGAGAACUGCGUGCGUUUUGUGAACCGAUGCAUGCCUGAAGCUUUCCGUAAGCUCAUGACUUCCAAGGCAGUUCAUCGAUGGGGCGCUGAGAUCCAUGAAGGCAUCUAUAACAUGCUACAGCUUUUCAUUGAGCUAGUGGCUGUCAGACUCAAAUAUAAACCUGUACCCAUAGAGCUUCUUGAGGUCCUUGGCAUGGCCUUAAACCCAGAGACAGAGUUCCAUUAUAAGAACAGGGCCAAGAAAUGGGACCAUAUAUUCUGGGAAGAGAAGUUUGGUGUGAACAGCACAUUCGCCGUAAGCCCGCCCUUCGAGACGUACAAGGACCCCUGUGGAUGGCUCGUCAAUCUGAUCAAUGCUUUUGCUUACCAUGGAGGUAUGGAUCAGAUUCGAGACAGAGUACUGGAAUCGUUAGAUGACGUGGAUCCUCCGACUCUAUCUACAUUGAUGCAGCCGCUGGGUUACUGUGGAGAGUACCUGAACCCUCUCAAGUUUGCCCCCUUCAUGAGUCAGGUUGAGAAACAGGUCCUCAAGUAUGUCCAGGACCUCAAGGAACAUGAACUCAAGAGAAAGAAAACCGGGAGUAUCUCUGAGUUGCUGACUACCAUGAAGUGUCUUUGCCUUCACUUCUGGGUAGACGAUGUUAAGAAGGUCGAUGACCUGAGACUAAGCGUGGCUCUGCGUAUGCUCAACUCUCCUCACUUCAAUGCUAAGAUGAACAGUCUCAAGGAGAUUACCAAGAUGAUCGAGGAUACAAGUAUAUCCAGCAGGAAUCGGAAUGCUAUUGAGGAAGAGGUCAUCUUGGACUGGUUGGUGGAGAAUAAAGUUCUAUCAGUAGCACUCGAAGGUAAUAUAGACCAGUCCCAGUAUGCUGACAAGCUGAAAGGCAUCGUUGAGUUUCUAGGACCAAAACUCUCCAUUGAAGAUCUCACCAAGAUAUGGAAGAUGCAGAACGACCAACCACUGACCGUAGUGGACAACAUCCAUUCCAUCAUGGCAGCUGCAGCGGUCAAGUUCAGUGGCGAGCAGCUGGAACACCUCUUCCAUCUCAUUCAAAAGGCAUGGCAGAAUGAAAACGAGCGUGUGCAGGAGAAGCUCUUGAGCCUGAUCGGUAGGAUAGGUCGAGAUGCCAGGAGUCCUAAAACCACCUGCAAGGUCCUGGAACUGCUCUGGGACCUGGCCCACUUACCAGCCAUUCCUAAGAACCACAUGGAACAUGCCUUAGAGGAACACCUCUUUAUCCUGAGUGACUCUCUAGCUGUUGGAAUGCAAAUCAAGAACAAAUACGUUGCAAAGUGUGUGGAAGAUAUCAAGAGGUGUCAGUUCGUAGUACCAGCCCUGAGACAGAUUCACCAGAUAGCCAAGGGUAUCACCAAACAGAGCUACAGCAAGACUGAUAAGAGUUUACCCCAGGAGCUGAACAAGACGUAUGACAUCAUCAAGCUGACCACACAGAGUCUCAUGAAAUGUCACAAGAUGGCUAUCAAUGCAGCUGGGCAGGAUGGCUUGUCUGGUAGUACUAUAGUGGAUGGCAAGUACACACAUUGUGAGCAUGUUGAGAUCCAUCUGAAAUUCCUUGCAUUCAUUCUACAAGAGGGCGCCCUCUAUCUCCAGUGGCAUCGAGCGAGGGAGAUCUGGGAUACGUUGGUAGCGAACCCAGAAGCUUGUGAGGCAGACAGAGAGACAUGCUAUGAGUGGUUCCGUCAUGGUCUAGCGGACCUGGAGACAGAGACACAGAUGCAGCUCUUCAAGGAUAAGCUACUCAGACUAGAAUCAACCCACCUCUCACCCAUGGGCUUUGACUGUGUACGAGCGUUCUUUGAGUCUAUCAACACAAACAAUCACAGUCUACGCAAGGGUGCUACAGGACUGAUUGUUGAGAAGCUGGACCUGUUUGGCCUUGAUUUCAUGUGGAAGAUGGUUCUAGAGUCUACCAACGAAUCCAUCGCUGAGAUGGCUAUCAGACAGAUCAUGAGCAUGUCUUAUACCAAUCUAGCUCAGAGACUUAAAAAGGAUGUGCUUGAUCUUCAUAAGCAUUUCAUCUCCGAGUGUUACAAACGUCUUGAGCUGGCGUACAUGGCAGUCAAAGGUACAGCCAUGGCAGAGGCUGUUGCUAUGGCAACUAAGACGUUGACAGCAGUGUCCGUGCCCGAGGCAGCCAUUGUACCAUGUCCAUCAAGGGCGGGUAAGCUACUGGAAAUCGAGAGGCUUCUGCAGCUAGCGGAGACCUACGUCGUGACUGUUGAAGAUCAGUUCACAUCACCACGCACAAUCCUUCCACAUGGUGCAUCCUUCCAGGGUCAUACCAUCACAAUGCAUGUCACAUGUACAGACUCGCAUCGUAGUGAGUUUGUUAUAGUGGGUCACAGCAAUGAAACAUUACAGAGUGUAAGACACAAGAUAGCACAGCGUCUCAAGACAACACUAGACAAUGUACAGAUUAUGGCCCAUGAUCGCCUGAUGCUAACUACCAAGGAUCAGAAGCUGUUAUCUGAACUUGAGUUUGAUGAGGAGCAAGAUCUUAACAUCAAGCUUCAUGGACCGGUCAGCUCAACGGUCAGCAAUAGUGCCCGCAUCGAUGAGAACAUGUCAAGUUUUGGACAGCAGUCUGAGCUGGAGCGUUCGUUACCUGGUGUCGUCAUGGCAACUGGUGGUCAAGUCUUUGACAUGCUCUAUCAAACUGCCGAUAUAGAUGAACCAAGGAUAACAGAGAGAGUUCGGAAACUUCUCAUGAUGAUUCCCACGGAUCCAUCGAUACCGGAAUCAUUGGAUUCUAUAUGUAGACAGACCUCAGACAAUGUAACUAGUCUAGGUGGAGAAACGUCAGGGUCUGAAAGCAACAAGGAUUCUUCCAGGGCAACCCUAGAGGGUUUGUUCAGAGCUAACAGUACACAUGGCAUGUCAGCAUUCAGAGUGCUCUACAACCUUGAGGUUCUGAGUAGCAAGCUGAUGCCUUCAAUGCAGGAAGACAUCGGUACCCAAACCAGCGCACAGAACUUCAGAGAGAGCUUCCUCAAUGCAGGAGGUCUGAGUCUAGUCAUAAAUGCCUUGCAGAAAGAUUCCAUUCCACAAGAUGUUGAUGAUGAGACCAGGAGGGGAUGUUAUUCUAUAUGUCUACAGUUAGCAAGGUUUCUACUAUGUGGACAGACGACCACUGAUCUCAAGGAAAGUGAUCUGUCACUCAAUGACAGCAGUGUCUUUGAUAACUCUGGAGCAGAUUCAUCUACUGUCUUCUCAUCUAGCUAUGGAAGCUCACCUCGUAAGAUGAGUCUGUUAGAAAGAAUAUCCAGCGUAGAGGCCAGUGGGGAUCUAGCAAAUAGAGAGGGCACUUCGGUGGCAAUCACCGUCAUUCAGACUAUGAAUGCCAAUGACUUCACAUCGAUGAUCGCCUGUCUUAUGCGUGUUACCUGGGCAGCGGCUGCAGGUCAGCUAAGAUUAGCCAGCGCUAGCCAACCCAUCAAGGAGGUGGCCGGUGGAGGGUUUGCUAUGGGCAUCGGUAGGAGGAGUAGGCAUAGCAGUGCAGGGAGUACAAACAGUUCAUCCAGUCAUGAUAGCGAGUCUCAGGUAUUACAUGCUGGGAUCUGUCUCAAUACUACGGCUGUCAGUGGGAAAGAUGCAGCCAUAGCCAGGGAAGCUCUGGAACUACUUGUAGCUUGUCUCCAGCUUAGGACACAUAACCUAGGUGCCUUAUAUACCCUGCCUGGAGUGAAUGACUUCAUCAUCGACAUCCUCCUCUCCUCGCCCCACCCUGAGGUGAGGGGUGCAGCCCUGGACCAGUUCUACACCCUCACCUCCACCAGCAUCAGUAACGAGAGCGUGAGGAUCCUGCAUCCUCGGGACUUUGUGCUCCAGGUCCUCCUCCAGGCCCGAGUGCCUCUCUGGACCUCCAGCUCACUGGUUAGAGGAGCUAACCAAAGAAUACUGAACCAGUCCGCACAGUACUUUGAGUUGAGAUGCCGUCUUCUGGAGGGAUUGAGGGUGAAUGAGCAGAAGUUCUUGAAGGUCAACAUCGUGUCCAUGCUUGGUGAUGAGAUCGACUGGUUACAUAACUUUGAGCCUGGAGACUCUGAGGAUAUGAACCUAUCUAGUACAGAUAACACCAUCGUAGCAGGUCAUCUUCAUCUUAUCAGGACGCUACUCACAUGUGAGGGGGUCGACAAGAGGAAAAUAGGUGAGAGACUACUGAACAGUCUACUGAACGAGUACCUCUUCCCUGCAUCACGUCUCGUCAUGCAUCAAGGAGAUAACAGUGAGAAAGGAGACUCGAGAAGAGACUACAAUUCAAAGAUAUCUGGCAAAGAAUCACGUGUAGCAGCCUUUGAGCUACUUGUAGUACUGUGUGAGGGCUGUCCAUACAAUCUACAGAGGAUUGCAUCACAGCUCAUUAAUAUGCAUCAUCAACUGGACCCUUCCAUUGCCAAAGAGUGGGAGUUCUUGCCACCAGUAGAAGGUAGGAUGACCAAGUAUGUUGGUCUGAAGAACGGAGGUGCUACAUGCUACAUGAACGCUGUUAUCCAGCAGCUGUAUAUGACUCCAGGCAUCAGGGAGGGUAUCCUUGCUGGCCACACCCCUGAGAAAGAGAAGGGAGAGGACACCAUCUUCUAUCAGAUGCAGAAUGUCUUUGGCCACCUCCUGGAGAGCAAGCUACAGUACUAUGAACCCGAGAGGUUCUGGCAGGUCUUCAAGUUCUGGGGAGAACCAGUCAACGUCAGGGAGCAGCAAGAUGCCUUUGAUUUUUUCACGAUACUCACCGAUCAGCUGGAUGAGUACCUCAAGAAAUCCGGUCAGAAAGAGGUGAUGAAACAAAAAUUCCAGGGUCUCUAUCUCAAUCAGAUGAUAUGUCAAGACUGCCCUCAUAGGAAAGAGAGGGAAGAAGAAUUCUUUGCCCUGAACCUGACAGUCAAGUCAAACAAUCUCAACGAUUCUUUAGAGCAGUUUGUGAGAGGAGAGAUGUUGGAAGGAGAGAAUGCUUAUCUAUGUGAAGAGUGCAAUGAAAAGAGGAAUACGAUCAAGAGGACAUGUAUCAAGACACUGCCACCAGUCCUUGUCAUUCAGCUGAAGAGGUUUGGUUACGACUGGGAGGCAGGAAGAGCUCUCAAGUUUGAUGACUACUUCAAGUUUCCCUGGGUGUUAGACAUGGAGCCGUUCACUUCCAAGGGCAUGGCUCGUAGAGAGCAGCAGCAGCAGCAGGCCGAUGAUCCACCCAGCCCUAUGAACUACCAGAGACACGUCUCCUCUCAGAGCUCUACCGAUGAUCUCUACCAGCUGGUGGGAGUGGUCGUUCACAGCGGACAAGCCAACGCUGGUCACUACUACUCAUUCAUCAAGGAUAGAGGAGGUACAUCCAUGACCAACAUGAGCAAGGGGAAGUGGUUCCGCUUCAACGACACCCAGGUUGAGGAGUUCAUCAUGUCGGAUGCUGCCCUCGAGGCUGAGUGCUUCGGAGGUUCAUUCAGGUCCAAGUCAAAUGAGACUACAGGUUCAUACGGACCUGAGAACAGAUUGAGAACAUGGAGUGGUUACAUGUUGUUCUAUGAGAAGAUGGAGGGGAUGAGAAGCCCUGACCCUAUGGCUAGGAUAGGACGCAAGGGAUACCAUGGUGAUAUACACGGGAGUAUGGAUGGUCUGAGUUCCCCCGAGCUGUCCCCUACAGGAGACAGGAUGAGUGAGCUCUCAGCCCUGGUUCACAAGGGUGAGAAGAGAGGGUUCUUCUUGGAUAAGAUGCCUGCACCAAUCCAGAGACAGAUAGAGGAUGAGAACCUACAGUUCUUGAAGAACAGGGCCGUCUACAACCAGGAGUACAUCACCUUUGUCCGCAAGCUGGCAUCCUGCAGUUUGCAUAUGACAUACCAUCCAGCAUACAGUAUGAUGGCCCAGCAGAGUAUCAAGCUUGCCAUGCACUUUGUUCUCAACACUCUCUUCAGAACAAAGAAGAAACUCCGGUAUGAUUUAGAGGACUGGAGAGAUCUGAUUGAUAGCAUAGUGAAAGACAGUCCGGAAGCUUGUGAAUGGGCCCUGGAAGUCUUGGCAUCAUCACAAGGCAGAGACUACCUCAAGGCCUUCCUACUAGAAUGUCCCAGUCAAGAGGUUCGGAUGGCUAUGGCUAACAUCGUCAAGAGUGUCAUGCAGAGCUUCGUCCUGCGAUCCCAUGACACGCACCAAGCCAACCUGGAUUUCAUCCUUGAGCAUCUCCUGUCUCUCCUGGACAAGGAGGUCCUGGAGCACUGCAGGAGUUGUGUCCAGUACUUCUGGCUCCUCAGCAUGUACUUGGAGCUGGGUUCAGAUACCUGUGAGCACCUGUUCAGGAGGAAAGCUUUCCAGAGACUCAUCACAUUCCUCAUAGGACCCCCUUCAGAGCUGAAUGACUUGGACAUCCAGACGAGACGGUGGACAUCACUUCAGACUAGAGAGUUUGGUUUCCUGCACACCAUGCUUGCUGCCAUGGUUCUACACUCAGAUGUAUCUCCAUACUGGUCUGUUGACCUUGGUGACAAGCCUAAGAGGAGACCCAUCUUGAUCCUAGAGAACCUGAACAGAUUAUUACCAGUGCCAGAAGAUAUGAGACAUACUCUGUUUGGUCCUCCAUGCCUCAAGUAUAUCAAGGAGUCUGUGCUAGCAUUCCGUGAAGUUCAUUCCUCGACCACACCCAUUCUUGAUAUGUUGCUACAUUGUAGCUUCUGCAAUGAAGGAUUCACAUUCAAUGUCAUGAUGAUCAUACAUAGUCAAGUAUCGUCUGCUCCAGCCAAUGAGCUGAAGGCUAUCUUUGUGCUGCUAUUAGAGCUACUGCUACUAGAUGAUCCUCUACAGCUAAUAAGAUUGAAGCUGGCCAUGGAAGGCAAUGAAAGCAAUGGACUCUUCAGUAUCAUCCGUAACUGUACGGGCAAUGACAGCCGGCGGUCCUACCAGUGCAUCAAGUUCUUGGUCCAUCUGUCCAACAAGUCACCAGCAGCCAAGGAAUACCUGACAUCGGUCUCCCAGAAGUGGCACUGGGCAGUCAACUGGCUCAAGAAGAAGAUGACAGAGCACUACUGGAACCCUCAGAGUUCCAUCUCCAACGAGUCGUCCACCAGCAAGGGUUUCCAACGCACCAUGAGCGCUCAGGACACCCUGGCCGAAGCCACCGCUCUCCUCACCGAUCUCACCACGCAGGAUGAAGACGAGGAUGAUGAUGCUAUCACCAAGGAGGAGGAUGAGGGAGAAGAGACCACAGAGGGCACCGUCACUCCCAGGAUGGAGGUCAACGGGUCGUCGGAAGGGUCAGAGGUCAAUGGAAACGGCGGUGGGGAGAAGCCGACGGAAAAGAUAAGCGGGAUAGACGAUGUGGAUGGAUAGCUUGAUGAUCAGGAAGGAAAGAGAUUAACUCCUUCCCUACUGGAACCAGAUGGCUCAUGUGUCAAACCUAUGUGAUUGAAAUAAUGCAGGAGUCAAUGGGUUGAGAGAGAAAGGAACCAUGCCUGAGAAGUUGAUUGGGAUAUAGGGUAUGGACAAAUUAUUCUGGUCUGCAUGGCUAUGAUCUGAGCGAAGGAGAUUGGUAGCAGAGAGCUUUAAUGGAGAGGAUAGCAGGUCUGUAAGGAUUGAUCCGGACGAUACACUCUACGUGUUAGUUGAUUCUGUGAAAGGAACAUGGAGGAGUACGGCAUCCUCUUAGCUCCAGAAAGAACAGUAAACCAAGGGUUUGACUUUGACGAGAGUUUGAACUCCAUUGCAUGUACCUGGAGAAAGAGUGAUCAUCACUGUUGGAAUGAAUGCAGGUAGAUCAAGAAACUAAGGGCCUUGAUUGUGUUUUCCAGUACCCAGACCCAGUCCUGGGCCCCGUCUUAUAAACAGUUGAUAUCAAUUGCAACUUAUUUUGUGAUUGAUAUCAAUCGCAACUAUGUACAUAAGAGAUAGGAGACUGUAAACUUGCGAUUGAUCGGAGGACUUGCGGUCGAUUUGGAUCAAUCGCAGGUCUCUACAAGACGGGGCCCUGGAUGCAUAUCUUGUCCAAUAUCUAGUCCUUGUUCAGAAUCUAGACCUAGGCUAAGACACGGAAUCAGUCUCAUCUAUCCCAAGUUUUUGCAGGUCUUUCUCUCAUAGCAUCCUUUUAGACGAGAUGUGAUGAUAACCCUUUUGAUGAAUGUGUUUUCAUUUCCAUGGUUAACGAAGAGCUGUUUUCAGAAAGCUUGAACUCAUGAUGCAGGAUAUUACAUUCUGAUAGAUGAACACAAAAGCAUCAUUUAUUGAUUGUGCAAAGUGUGUUAUUGAAAUAUAUAUAUAUCUAGAACAGAUUUUGUAUGAUGUAUGAUUUUAAUAAUGGCUAUUUAUAUAGCGCUGGUAUCUGCCAGGUACUGGUGCUCAUGGCACUCAAUUUUCUUCAGAGAAAAUGAAUCUACUUAAAUUCUCUUUCGCUAAGAUGUCAUUAAUUAGGUGGAAUAUGGUAACUAUGACAACAUAAUCAGACAAAGCAAUAUAUUUCAUGUGAAUGAUAAGCAUGCAACACAUAGUGGAACCAUUUCACUACUUUUUGUAGAUGUUGUUGCAAUCUUGAUGCAAUGUAUAUCAGUCUUGUUGAAGUGACCUUCAUUGACCUAAGUUCAAUGACCUUCAAUGACCUGUCAGCAAGUUCAGGGUAGUUUGAUAUAGCCAUACUUUUACUCUAUUUUUCAUAUCACUUUUGAAAAUCUCUGAAUAUGGAUGUUGAAAUUGGGUUGUUUUCUGGCCCCUUCUAUUGAUUUCCCUACUAGCAGGAACAUUAUAACAAUGAUGUAAAUUCCUAAAUUGUAAUUUAACAAACUGGUAAUUAAUCUGGGUUAAGGGCAUUAUUUAAUCAGAAGAAUAUUUACAUCGAAGCUGCCGUCGCAUACUCAGGACAAUUAUGUAUGACCUACAUGUAUGUAGUCAUAUGUAUGUCAUAGGCUUAUACGCAUUUCACCAAUUAGAAAUAUAUCAGCGAUAUGUGUGUUACUAUAUCUACAUAUUAAUUACUUGACAACUGGGCCUAUGAGGUUCUAAUGAAUAUGGGCCCAGAAGUCUGGUAAUGAUAUUUAACAGAAUGUAAGGAUAAGAGCUUUUAUAAGGGAAUUGGGUAAAUAAAUUUUACUGCUGAACUGGUUUUGAAGUGCAUUUGUAUUCAUUGGUGUACAUACACACAAGUGCCAUUCUGAAAACGAUGCAAGUUUGACAAGUUUAAUUUUCAAAAGUUCUUACAUCUGUCAUGUUUCUUUGAUAUUUAAACCAAACUUUCUACUGAGAUCACAGACUUUAUGAAUACGUAGUGCCUCGAUGUUACAUCUGCAUCCAUACUAAAACUUUUUGGCAUUUUCAUAGAGAUUGCAACGUGCUUCACUGUCACAGAUCGGCUAGAUAUCCAGUCUUUAUACUGGCUCUUCUGCAUGAGUCAUACAUGUAAAAGUAGGCAGCUCUUUUAGAAAGUUGAAUAUUUAUGCAGUAAAGUUAAAAUGUGGUAUAGUUAACAUGCGCUUUGUCAUAUGAAUAGUCAAUGCUGAAACAAUGCUCAUUAUGGUUAAUGCCUUUCGCUAAAUGAACACGUCAAGGUCACUAAGUUAUCAACAAAAUACAAUUCUGAAGAAGAGAAAUGUGUUCCAAUUUGGAACAUUCAAGAACUGGUGAUGAUACUGAUACAAGCCGCGGUAUCCAUGACUGGUUUUAGGGUCCUUCUGACAAUUACCCAAGAGUAUACAUCGUCUGUUUGGAGUGAGAAGGGCGUUAACGCAUAUACUGUAACACAGAGUUAACACCCUUCUGGCUCUGAACAUACGAUAUAUUCACUGAAAUAUGAUAUAAUUACAAUUAUAAUUAUAAAUUUGAUUGGGUUUCCUUUGUAUGUAUAUCAAAUAAAUAAUUGAAAGAAUAUAAAUUGAAGUUGAAAAAAAAAAGUGGAUCUGUACGUUGAGAAUUUGUGAGGUCAGUGUUUGCAAAUUUGCUUUGAUGUAGUACUACAACUUAUUCUUCUUUUUCCUCAGCUGAUGUUGAGGAUUAUUUCAUAUUCUUCCAAAGAGGAAAUGCAUGGUUGUGUUAAGGUCAACAGACAGUUAUAUUUUUUUAUGUGAUAUUUUAUUCUGGAAUUCGAUUUGGAAAAAAAAAAGGAAAGCAAUAUUAAGUUUAAUAUACAAUGUGUUAUGCAAAGCAUUUCUUUUUAUUAAAUCAUCGGUUAGAAGUACAGAUUCUCAUAGAGCAAUUUGAGGGAGCGAUUUUUGGGGAAAAGAAACAUGACUGGACAAUCGAAAAAUUGACUGAGUUUUUUGCUGUAGGAUCCUAUGAGUUUGUAGUACGAGGUCGGAGGAGUGAAACUGAUAGAGAUGUAUUGUAACUUGCAGUACUGUUAAACUGAACAAAAUCAACUAUGUGCCAUUGUGAUUUAGAUUUUAGAAUGACAUUAACAAUUGAGAUAGAAUCGCAUAUUUUUUUCCUUCUUUUUUUAUAUACUUGUAGUGUUUUCUCUUUUAAUUUUUUAAUGAAUUUUUCCACUUCAUCUAAUGAAAUAAAAGGCAAUUCUAUUCUCAUAAGAUGCAUUUUACUAAAAUAUUAAGAUAAAAUAUCAAUGAUCGGAAAAAGUUACCAAUUCUUUCUGGCAUAAAAAGUUGUGUGUAAAUGCAACUCCAAAACUUAUAUGCAAGUUGAAAAUAUGCCGUUGCAGAUUAGUUGAUAGUCAAGUUGCGUUUAUUUUGUUUAGUUGCGUUUAAACACGAGCUUUUAUGCAAGAGGAUGCAGAAAUGUAAUAUUCAAUGUCGCUAUCAAUAUUUUUGCUUUGAUAGGUGGUGGUAAAACUUGCACCUGCUAACAUUCUGAAUGAACUAAUUCAUGUCAAAUUUAAUAUUUUUAAAGUUCUUUUAUUCACAAUCAUCUGCAUCCUGUUUGCAUGAAGACUGAAUUAAUGAAUGCAUAACUUCAUCAUUGGUUGGACAACAUUCUUUAGUUCUUUACAUGUAUGUCCAUUUUACACAUUAAUGCUAUGUUUUGAUAUGCCUUUUUAAUUCACUUCAAUUUGUCAUUUUGUUGUUGGUUUUUGAGUUGCUUCCAUAGAAAAUUUUGAAAAAACUGAAACUUUGUGAUAAAUGCUUUCAAUGACUUUGUAUUCUAUUAAGUAGUAAUGAAUAAUUCACAUGCAAUACAACAAUAUCUGUAUCACUAUGCUCCCCACCUAAGCAUAGUACUGAAUAAGCUUUGCAAGAUAUUUUGAAAUAAUUUUUCUUUUUUAAUGUGCAAAAUGAAUUGACUUAUUUUGAUGUGUAUGUGUUGAUGUACUUCACUGUUGUCCAUACAGAAGAAAAGAGAUAUACGAACAAAGUUAUUUAGAGAUGGAUGUUUUUAAACAUGGAUUUAGAUUGUCCAAUGAAUAAGAGUACUGUGUAUGUAUCUAGAAUAUACUCAGGUACCUCUCAGUGUAGUUUAAGACUAGAGAAGUUGUUUAUAUAUGAAGGGAAAAGAAGGUUUCUAUGAAAUACAAGAAAGUGUUUUUGAUGCAUUUCUUUCCUUUUUAUGUUGAGAAUUUUAUCGAGUGAAUUAAAAAGAGGUUACUUUGCAAUCAGAUUGGAGGAAUGUACAGUUUAUUUGGAUGAAAUGUAAAGAAUAAAUGAUGUUGUGCUGAUGAGAGUAUAACAUGAAUAAAUACUAUUUCAAUUUGAAUUAAAA
Molecule: messenger RNA, 12255 nt
Organism: Strongylocentrotus purpuratus (purple sea urchin)
Lineage: Eukaryota; Metazoa; Echinodermata; Echinoidea; Camarodonta; Strongylocentrotidae
Product: ubiquitin carboxyl-terminal hydrolase 24
Exons: 51
Coding region: 145-7956 (2603 amino acids)
Biological process (GO): protein deubiquitination
Cellular component (GO): cytosol; nucleus
Molecular function (GO): cysteine-type endopeptidase activity; protein binding; cysteine-type deubiquitinase activity
Source: RefSeq, a predicted model, not a curated record